Molecule: messenger RNA, 2857 nt
Organism: Phragmites australis (common reed)
Lineage: Eukaryota; Viridiplantae; Streptophyta; Magnoliopsida; Poales; Poaceae
Product: probable galactinol--sucrose galactosyltransferase 6
Exons: 7
Coding region: 85-2694 (869 amino acids)
Source: RefSeq, a predicted model, not a curated record
AUCUCACCCCACGCCUCACAGGCCACUCACGGACUCGCCCACCCGCCGGGCCGCCCAAUCCGCUCCGAUCCCGUACUCCCGUCCAUGACGUGCUGGAUUGUAGCAGCAACAGAUCUAACCGCCGCCGAUGUCCGACUGUCCGUGAUGGCGCGCAGGUUGAGCUCCAGCUGCAGCAGGGCCGUCGCCUCCUCCUCUUUCCCGUCUCCUCUGCUGCGGCGUAUAUAUACCUGCCCGUCCCGCUCUCUGCUCCUCGCAUCCGCGCCACGCACUUCGUAUCUUUGCCGCCUCCCUCCUCCUUGCGUCACUCCUCGGUGUUCGUUCAGGACUCUCGCGGCGGCCAAGGGGUCGUCAUCGCCGUUGAGCAGCGUCUCGCCGUCCAAGCAGUCACAGAGGAAGAGACAGGAGGAGGAGAUGACGAUCGCCUCGUCCGUCAAGCUCGCCGGCGGCACGCUGUCGGUCUGCGGGCGGACCGUGCUGUCCGACGUGCCGGACGCGGUGGUGGCGUCGUCCGCAGCGGCAGGGGGAGCGGUCGACGGGGUCUUCCUCGGCGCCGACUUCGCCGAGCCGGCCUCCAGACACGUCGUCUCUCUCGGGGCCCUGAGGGGCGUGCGGUUCAUGGCGUGCUUCCGGUUCAAGCUGUGGUGGAUGGCGCAGCGGAUGGGGGAGAAGGGCGGCGACGUACCGCACGAGACGCAGUUCCUCCUCGUAGAGUCCAGGGGCGCCGGUGCCGGCGGCGAGGACGCGUACGUCGUGUUCCUCCCGCUCGUGCAGGGCGCGUUCCGGGCCAGUCUCCAGGGAGGCGCGGGCGAUGAGCUGGAGCUCUGCGUCGAGAGCGGGGACCCCGACACGCGCGCGGCAUCCUUCGAGCGCGCGCUCUUCGUGGGCGCCACAGAGUCCGACCCCUUCGCGGCCAUCGCCGGCGCCGUUGCUGCGGCUAAGUCCGCCCUCAAGACCUUCCGGCUCCGCCUCGAGAAGAAGCUUCCGGGCAUCGUGGAUUACUUCGGGUGGUGUACCUGGGACGCCUUCUACCAAGACGUGACCCAGGAGGGCGUCGAGGCCGGGCUGCGCAGUCUCAUUGCCGGUGGUGCGCCGCCCAAGUUCGUCAUCAUCGACGACGGCUGGCAGUCCGUCGGUACCGACCAAGACACCACCGAUGAGCCCGCUGGCGAGGAUAAGCCGCCCCGCCUGUCUCGGCUCACCGGCAUCAAGGAGAACAGCAAGUUCCAGAACAUCGACGACCCGGCCGCCGGCAUCAAGACGGUGGUGCGCGCGGCGAAGGAGGAAUACGGGCUCAAGUACGUCUACGUCUGGCACGCCAUCACCGGCUACUGGGGCGGCGUCCGGCCGGGCGCCGCCGGGACGGAGCACUACCGCUCCAGCAUGCAAUUCCCCAAGAUUUCGCCGGGCGUCGUGGAGAACGAGCCCGGCAUGAAGACCGACGUGCUCACCACCCAGGGGCUCGGCCUCGUGCACCCGCGCGCCGUGUACCGGUUCUACGACGAGCUGCACGCCUACCUCGCCGCCGCCGGCGUCGAUGGCGUGAAGGUGGACGUGCAGUGCAUCCUUGAGACGCUCGGCGCCGGCCACGGCGGCCGCGUGCAGCUAACGAGGCAGUACCACCAGGCGCUCGACGCCUCCAUCGCCAAGAACUUCCCGGAGAACGGCAUCAUCGCCUGCAUGAGCCACAACACCGACGCCCUCUACUGCUCCAAGCAGACGGCGGUGGUGAGGGCGUCAGAUGAUUUCUACCCGAGUGAUCCCGUGUCGCACACGAUCCACAUCGCCUCGGUGUCCUACAACAGCGUGUUCCUCGGCGAGUUCAUGCUGCCGGACUGGGACAUGUUCCACUCGCUCCACCCCGCUGGAGACUACCACGGCUCGGCCCGCGCGAUUAGCGGCGGCCCCGUCUAUGUCAGUGAUGCCCCCGGGAAGCACAACUUUGAGCUGCUGAAGAAGAUCAUCUUACCUGACGGCUCCGUGCUUCGCGCACGGCUGCCAGGGCGGCCGACCAAGGACUGCCUCUUCAUCGACCCGACACGCGACGGCGUCAGCUUGCUCAAGAUAUGGAACAUGAACAAGUUCACCGGCGUUCUCGGCGUGUACAACUGCCAGGGCGCGGCUUGGAGCUCCGUAGAGAAGAAGAACAUCUUCCACCAGACCGGCACCGAGGCCCUGACGUGCGGCGUCAAGGGCAGCGACGUCCAUCUCAUCUCCGAGGCCGCAACGGACCCCGAAUGGAACGGUGACUGCGCCGUGUACCUCCAUGCUAGUGGCCACCUUGUCGUCCUUCCGAACGGCGCAGCAUUGCCCAUCUCCUUGAAAGUCCUGGAGCAUGACGUCCUCACCGUGUCACCGAUCAAGGACUUGGCACCCGGGUUCAGGUUCGCCCCGAUCGGGCUCGUCGACAUGUUCAACGGCGGAGCGGCAGUGGAAGGCCUGACCUACCACCUCCUCGACAGCGCAAAGCUGGUCGACGGCAACGGCUCUACUUCUAUCUCCGAGGCAAUGGGAUUGGUCUGCAUGGAGGUGAGGGGGUGUGGAAGGUUCGGUGCCUACUCUUCAGUCGGGCCAAGGAAGUGCAUGCUGGGUUCGGCUCAGGUGGACUUCUCCUACGAUUCUUGCUCUGGGCUGGUGAUUCUUCAGCUGGAGGCCAUGCCCAAGGAAAGGGUACACAGGAUUGUUGUGGAGUUGUAGGGUGGUAGCAUCAGUACAUCAGAAAUUCAGAUUAUCAUGCUACGGGUGAUCUGUCCACUUGUGAUUUAUGCUCCCUCUUAUUUUUAGAUGAAGGAAUAAGAUUAUUCCGGCUUCUUAAUAAAGUUAUGCACAUAGCCGUUCAUUAAUACAAAGUUUGAUAUAA